AUUUAAUAGAAUGCAAUAAACCAACUGACAGAAGUCACUUAAAUAACUGAUUCUUUCUUAUAUAUGUAGAUGUAUAACAGUUAUUUCGUUUCACUCAUGAAGUUGUUAACUAAACAGAAACUUUCCAAAGUCUCAGAUUUCUCACGUUGUAAUUGGAUUGCAGGCAUGGAUAGCAAGAAAGAAAUAGAAAGUGUAAUCAGACAAAACGUCAACAACAAUGAGAAUUGGCAGAAAAACUGGAGAUGACGAAGAGCAAAAACGGUAACUGCUGCAACACCAACAACAAGCACGAUGACAGGCAUAACAGCCAGAACAAGAAUAACAGUUGCAGUAAUCGUAGAAACAAUACUAUUAAAAAUUGUAAGCAGUUCGAGACGGUGCCAAGUGGCAGUGUUCCAUCACCAUCGGAAACAAAAUCUUCGAAGCAACCAGAAGGGAAAAGGAAGAAAUCAAACGGCAGGAAAGAAAGGCUUGACAAAAUCAACCUCGUCUGCCACCAACAUUACCAUGCAGUCAGUGACAUCGACUUUUCUAUGCAAGAAUUGGUCUAUUUAGUCAUCAACGCCAUCACCAUAAAGGAUGUGUUCGGCAAAGAAACUAAAUUCUCGAAUACGAGAUAAAGCCAAUGUGAACAAUUUUUGGCAUUAUAUCAAUGUAAAGAUAUUGUUACUAUUUUCACAAUUUAAAGAACAACGAACUAAA
Messenger RNA from Octopus bimaculoides (California two-spot octopus), 702 nucleotides. RefSeq lists its product as uncharacterized. The record is from RefSeq and is a predicted model, not a curated record. Lineage: Eukaryota; Metazoa; Mollusca; Cephalopoda; Octopoda; Octopodidae.